GAGCUUAGAACGUUCGAUCCCACGUGCGCCCAGUAACAGUCGAAUAGCUGUUAGCUAUCCGUAGUCGAUCCAUGUUAGGAAAGUAACCAUCUGCGAUUUUUUCCCUGCCACCGCUGGUGAAUGUUUUCAAGAUUGUCAGCGGAGUCGUUUGCUUGGUGUCGCGUAAAAUAACAAUUUCCAUCAUUUUAAUAAUUUCUACCUCCUUCGGUCGGUUGUUGUUCUCUUGAGAUGUAAGGGACGAUGUAGUCGCUUCUAUCGGAAUCCGGAUAGGAUGCUUUGCUAAGGCUCUAUGUAGAUUUUUCUCCCAAUUUUAUUUUGAGUAAAUUUUAUUAAGAGAAGGAGACUCAUUAUUGACUAAAACCUCGCAUUUUUUUAAUACAUUGGUUGUUUUUAUCUUGGGAAGUCGUUUGAAAUUUAAACGUGGCGACUUUAGCCGAAAUUUCAUGUGAAUCUUUUUGGGAGGUGUCCAAUGUGGCGAUGAAGGAGCUGAAAAUGUUCCCGCAGAUCACGGAGGAGACGGAAGAGAACCUCCUCAAUUUGGAAGAUGAGCCCAAGAGCCCCUUCUCCUCGACACCCCCUCUCAACACAACAUCCUCUUCCUCCUCGGAGUCCCCUCCACCCAGCUCGCCCAACGACGAAAACCAAGGACCAUGCCCACUGGUGACUGUCGAAAACGCCGAACCCGCAGAACCCCCCUGCAACAGCACCACCGUCGAAGAAGAAUGUGCCACUCCGCCUGCCAGGGUUCGCAUGCGGUCCCUCUCAGGCGGUGCUUACCGCUUAUCCACAACGCUGCCAGCGACUGGACGAAUGAGAAGACAAUCUGGUGACGAUGUGUUGACUAGGGUGAGCCCCUCAAGACGAGCAGCCCUUUUCGAACAUUUCCGCCCCAGGUCGAAGUCGGACAGCAAAGGCAAAAGACCGACCUUCCUCAGCAACUUGAAGAAUACCUUCUUCAGUGGUAGUGCGCAAAGGAAGACCUCUCUUGAGGCUGACCCGCCUUACCUCGAGCCUUUACAACCCGGUGGUGACUACAGACAGAGAUCCCGUUCUGGUUCGGAAACAAAAGGAGGGACAAUGUCCAAAAUGAUUGACCUUUUCAGAAGUCGCUCCAAUUCCUUGUCCACAGAAUCAGGGAACAAGAAACCCUUAUCUUCUCUAGUGCCUGCAAAUGCUUUGCUCCGCCGUCAUUCCGUUGAUCCGGACAGGAGGCGGAAACCAUUCAGUUCAUCAUACCGGUCUCUCGAAACUCAGCAGGGAGAACCUUACGUCUGCCACACAGAGGAAGAUGGGGUGGAACGCAUUGAUUACACCAAUAUGGCGGAAGAAAAAAUUAUUCCCACAUUCUUGGGUUCACAUCCUUGCUAUGACGUCAUGCCAACAAGUGGGAAGGUCGUCGUCUUCUCCGUGGAACUACUGGUAAAAAAUGCCUUCAGUGCCCUUUUGUCAAAUGAAAUCAAAGCUGCUCCUUUAUGGGAUGCAGGAAUAAUGGAUUUCGUAGGAAUGCUUACAAUAUCGGAUUUUAUAAACGUACUAAAGUAUUAUUACAUCACCAAGCCAGAGGACAUGAAAGACAUAGAAAACCAGAGUAUAGCAACUUGGAGACGGAUGACGGGAGUACCGAAGAAAUUCGUUAAGAUCAAUGGCCAAGAUAGUCUUGCCCAGGCUGCUAAAUUUCUAAUUCAAGAAAGGAUUCAUAGAAUACCUGUAUUUGAUGAGAAGAGGCAAUGCGUGCUUUUUGUGCUAACCAAGAAAAGACUACUCCAGUUUCUCAGUCAAGGUCUGUUGGAGAAAUUCGAUAAAACGAAUGUAAGGACCCCAAGUUUCUUUAAAAAGACCAUCCGAGAACUAAAAAUAGGGACUUUUGAAGACAUCGCUGUGGUUUACAAAGAAACGAAGGUAAUCGAUGCCCUGAGCAUCUUUGUAACGAGAAACGUUUCUGCUCUCCCUGUACUUAAUAAAGAUAACAUUCUGAUCGAUCUUUUUGAGAAGUUUGAUGUUUUUGGCUUAGCCAAGGACCAGACGUAUCACAAUCUCGAAAUGACAGUUGAUGAUGUUAUCAGCAAACCUUACGCCCGUGAAACCGCUUGGAUAUGCACAAUGGAUGAAACCUUGCAAACUGUGAUAACCAAAUUCGUUACAAGAAAGGUUCAUCGCCUUGUAGUGAUAGACGCUAGGCGUGGUGUUGCUGGAAUGAUAUCAUUAUCGGACAUUCUGCAAUUUCUCGUCGUGCAGCCCUUGGCUUUGAUGGAAAGUGCCACCGUUUCUGAUACAAUCCUCGAAGGAACGGAAGGGGCUGUCGGUGGAACUGAAGUAGAAGUGGAGGUCGACUCUCCUGUAGAUGUAGAUUUGGUUACGGGCGUCGCGCACAUGAAAAUCUGCGAAUCUUCUGAAACAACCGACGACACCCAAGAGGAAGAGGAGGCUUCUGCCGCCGACUGAACUCCUCUCUGUCUACGUUGACGAUAACAGUGUACCUGAAAUUUUUCAAAUACUCUAGUCUGUGUAUAAAAACUGUGGGAAUAGUUACUUAAGAAAAUGCGGCAGUGCAUGAGUUCGAAUUUCCCACCCUUACGAUCAGUCUUACUUUUUUUUUUUAUUAUUGCCUGUGAUUCAUACGAAGCUUGUUUCAUUCCUCCUUCAGUUGAUGCUUUAAGUGUGUAUAAAUUUGUUCUAAUGAGGGCCGUAAUUGGAAUCUUUUGCUUCUGUUGUGUUCUGUUAUCGUUAUUUCAUGUAUAUAAAUCUGUAUUUAAAUAUCAUUAUUUUGCCUGCCAUUUGCAAUUUAAAUUUCUUGUAUCAUAAAUCACCAUUUUUUUUAUUUGCAUAAUGAAUUGCCCUGUUUUUUUGAUUUCCCAAAAGCAAAUAUUAAAAUUUUUGUAUAUCUCUUAUCCUAAUAAGUAAAAACUGUAUAUGUAAUAUACAAAGGAAAUUGUUUUGUUAGCACAAAAUAUCUAAUGAGAUUUUUACGAUAUUGUAGACAUUCAGAAUUCGAACAUCUGGGAAUGUCGUAAAAUAUUUUGUGCUCUUAGGGUAUAUUCUCAACGAUGGCUUUUGUAAAAUCUUUACAUUCAAGAGGCAUAAAUCAUUUAACAACUUUCUAAAUAUUUCGAGAGAUUGAUUAAAGAUUCAUCAAGGAUCUUUGGCUUGUUUAUGGAAUAUUUAAAAUUUGUUUUUCAAUGUUUCUGAAAAUUGUGUUAAAUUGAAUCUCAUGAAAACUUGAGAAAAAUAUAGAAAGAUUUAUUUUGAUUCAGGUGUCUACUAAAAUACACUUGUAUACAAUAAUUUUCGAUUUGUAUCAUGACAAAAUAAGGAUCGCAACGACAAAAUUAGGACUGGGUAUAAGGUUUCGACUUCGGGACCGGAGGGUUCUAGGUUCAAGACCCUAUUCCACCGAAGAACUUCCCUGUAAAUGGGAUUAUGCAUUAAGAAUAUUUGUAUAUUUUUUUUCGAGUAUAUAUAUCGCAGUGAAUUGAUGAAAUUCACUGUGUAUACUUGAAUACCUUAUGAUAAGUUUCUAGUAAAAGUUUAGUAUUGAAAAUACUAAGGCACAAAGCAUUCCUAUUCUGUUAAAGUAAUUUUCCAAGAACUGAUAUGCAUUCACUUUCUCUCGAAAUAUUUAUUGAAUCUAAUUUCUCCCACUUUUUCUUGGUUAUCAAACUAGGACCAGAUUUGACUGUGCUGUAUCAAAAAUUUCCUCAAAUCCUUAGUGAAUGACUGACCAAACAUAUCGACUGCGUUUUAGAAGGUCCCUUUUUCUCCUAUAACUGUUACCCACAAUCUAAGAUAUAUAUAUAUAAAUUCAAGUACAAAAUAUCAAAAUAAGGAGGAGGAAAUUAUUGAGAUUCCUAAAAUUUGGUUAUUUUGUUUCUGCUUUUUCUUUCAUUUUUGUCCAAUCCGUUCCUAAUACCUUUUUCAAUAAAAGCAUGCAAACUUAUCAGAUUGUUUUUUUUUAUGUACCUUGGUAAGCAAAAUUUUCAGUUUUUAUAGUUGAAUUCUACAAGACAGUCAAAUUAGUAAAACAUGACUCUGUAUUUUUGCAUAAAAUAGUCUCUUGUUAAAUAAGAAUGUCCAGUUGACUUUGCUCAUAAACGGUUAAGUUUAACAUCGUAAUCUUUGCUCACAUUUUAAUCUAGGUAGUGUCAUAAAUUAGUUCUUCAAAUAAUUUUAGCAAGAUUUGAAUUAAUUUCUUGGUUAACCUUUCUAAUGCCAUAAGAUUUCAAAUGAAUGCGAUUAGACCCUUCGUUUAAAGCGGUGAUCGAAUAAUCUAUUAUUUUAUAUUGAAAAAAGCACUUAUUAACUAUCUGUAUAACUGUAUUUCAUAGUAAACAGAUUCACAUGGUAUUAGAAGGGUUAACUAAAUCUUUGCCUUUAGUAAAUAGCAUCAACUGAAAAUGUUUAGAACAGGGCUUCUUAAAUUAGGGUCUUGUGAAAUAAUGUAGGGGCAUUCGAGAAAUUAAAAUUUUUUGAUAAUUGUUAAUUAAAACUAGUCAUUAUAAUGCAGUUGUUUAAUUAAAAACUUUGAAACUAUUUGAACUUAAUUUACCUUUAAAUUGCUUUAUCUCUUAAAUUUUAAGAAGCUCUGUUGUAGAAAUUGUUGUUUUUGCUCGGAUUUCGUUACUAAACUACCAAUUGAUUUUUGGUAAAGAAAAAGAUUUUAGUCUUUUUUAAAGUUUUAGUUUUGUUUUCUGUUGUUUUCACAAAGUAUUUUAGAAACUUCUUACUUUUGAUUGAUGGAAAAGGCUCAAAAUGUUAAAGUGUGAUUUUUUAUUAAAUUGUAUUAACUUUUCCCUCGUAAUAUUUUAGUUACGUUACUAUUUUUCAUAAUUUUACUGCAAAACUGCAAUUGUGUGUUUGCAGGGAAAAAAAGUAUUUCUUUAAUAGUGAUAAAUUAUUCCAACAAUUGUGUGUAUAGGGGGAUGGGGGGAUAAUAAACGAAAUGAAUCUAAUUUUUUUAACACCGAAUGAAUUGCAAAUUAUUUUCGCCAUUUGCUUUAAUUCUUAGUACAGGUUAAUAAAUUUGUAAAUGUAACGAAUCAAAAACGGUUAUUUGUUUUUAUGCUAAAAAUAUAAAAAGGCAUAAAAAUUCCUUUUUAUAUUUUUUAAUUGCAUAUAUGGUGUACAGUAUUAAUAAUUAUAAUAAUAUUUACAUAUCCUUCAGAUGUUUAUGCAUUUUGUGCUGGCAUGCUAUUUUUCGAAAACUGCAGCAUAUCCACAAUUAAACUUUUACAAUACUAAAAGUAAUAAGAUGCAUAAUCAUAAAUUUGUUAACGUAAGGAUUCCUUUUAAUGCUUAGGAAACUCAAAUUUAGUUCAAGUUUUGUUGCAAUUCCUAAAAAUAAAUAUAAGAAUUUUUUUUUCGAUUUGACGGUUUUUAUGAUCAUUUAUCUAACAAGAAAAGGAAAAUGAAGUUUCCUUGCAAAAGGGUAAGGAUCAUUUCGAUGGAAAACGACAGCACAGUCAUUUUAAGAAGCUCAAGUUUUAAAUUAAUAAACUAAAUUUACUUUUCGGAAUGUAUUAAUAAUUUUAGGUAGGUCGUUGAAUUUGAAUGAUUCAAUGAUGCCAUGAAAAUUCGAAAUUAUUUUUUUGGUUAAAUUUCAGUAUUAGUUUUAUUUCAUCAUUUAAAAUGCUGCUUUUGUACAUCUUGAGUAAUAAAUUUUUCUGUUUGUUAUGUUUAUAUUAUUUUUGUCGUUAUGUUUAAGUAGCUAAAAGUGUAAAUAUUUUCUUUCAGCGUGGCCAAACGAUAUCAGUUUUGCGCAUAAGUUUCGAACCUGGCAACAGAUCGAUAGAAUCUGCCUCCAUUUUCUUUCAGUAGCCUAAUUUUCUACUGAGUAUACCAGCGUGUAAAUAAUGAAUAGUAUCCCCGAAUAGCGAUAUUUUGUGUGUGCAUGUACAUUUUUAGGAAAGGUUCUAGAUUUUUUUUAUAGUUUCUCUUAGGCUUAACACAGUUGACUCGGUCGACAGUCAAUGAUCUUAUUUGCUAUGCAAGGAGCCGUACCACUGAUACGCCUGAUGCCGUACCAUAGGUGUUUGUUAUGUACCGUUAAAAACUUUGUGUAAAUAAUCUUAGUGGAGUGGGAAAAAAAUUUAGUGAAGGGGGACUUAUGGAUUAUCUAUUUUUCGUAAGUCUGUUGCGGAGAAGAAAGCAUUUGUAAAUGAUCCAUGUAUGAUAUUUCUGCGUUCAUUUCUGAUGUAUGUAAAAUUGAUUCCUUUGUACAGUUCAAUGUGUUUUUCAGCAUUGCUUAUUCUGUAAAUAUUUUGAAAAUGGAACUUAUUUUUGAGAGCGUUUUUUAGCUAUAAAAACAGGUUGUUAAUGUAGAUAAUGUUUGUACUAUGAUGAAAUGUUGAUUUGCCUUCAUAAUAUUUUAAAUGUUGAGAUUUGUAUCGGAUAUAAUUCUCGAUUUUUAGUUUCCAAUAAUCAUAUGAAUGUUCGAUUGUUCGUAUAAAUAAAUGAAUGUAACUACA
Molecule: messenger RNA, 6461 nt
Organism: Argiope bruennichi
Lineage: Eukaryota; Metazoa; Arthropoda; Arachnida; Araneae; Araneidae
Product: 5'-AMP-activated protein kinase subunit gamma-1-like
Exons: 19
Coding region: 478-2442 (654 amino acids)
Source: RefSeq, a predicted model, not a curated record